UGCUAAAAAAAAGUGAUUCAAUAACAUGAACACAAAACAUGAAUUAAUUAGUAAAAAAUGUAAUUAAUUAGUAAUUAGCAAAGCCACAUCGAACAAAAUAAACGUAAAGUGCCAAAAACAAAAACAUUGCAAUUAAUUAACAGUUUUCGCCUAGUGAUUAUGAAUUAAAAAUUCGACAAAAUUACCGAAUUAAACGAAAAUAUGGUAUUUGCUAUACCUCGAACUCGUUUCGGGUGGCGAUUAUUUCAUUUGUUUAUGACGUUAGCGUUAAUUUUCUUAAUUUAUAAACUAAUUAAAUAUCCAAUGAGUAAAAAUCAAAUCGAAAUUGUUCAACCGAAAGUUAUUGAGAAAACUGUCGAAAGGAAACCGAUUAUUCAUGAGGUAACCGAUGACGGGGAUGUAUCUGCACCCGUUCUUAUUACUGUUUACUAUGAAGCUUUAUGUCCAGAUUCCAAAAGUUUUGUUACCAAACAAUUGUUACCAGCAUAUGAAAAAGGUGCUAGAAUUAUGGAUGUGGAUUUAGUUCCUUACGGCAAAGCAACUACAAAAAUAAUCGAUGAUCGUUAUGAAUUCGAAUGUCAACAUUCGUAUGAAGAAUGUGAAGCGAAUAAAGUACACGCAUGCGUAAUAUACUACAUUCCAAAAACUUUAGAACGUAUUCGUUAUGUUUCUUGCAUGAUUCAAAGUUCCAGUAAACCGAUUCAAGCUGGGCACGAUUGUGCCAAACAACUUUACAUCGAUUAUCAUCCAAUUAAGCAUUGCGCCCAAUCAGAAAAAGGUUCGGAAUUAUUAAAAAAACAUGGUGAUCAAACGCAAGCAGUUCGACCCAAAAUAACGUUCAUCCCAACGGUUACUGUUGACAAUUCAUCGGAUAUCUCAUCGUUACCAGCUCUCUUGAAGGAUUUGUUUGGUGAAGUUUGUAAACAAUUUAAAGAUAUUCAGCCAAAUGAAUGUUUAGAUCGUGAUUAGAUCGUAUCACGAUCGUAUGCAACUGUGACCUUCUGCUCCUACACUUACAGGUGUAGGGAGUCACCCCUCCAGAUUUAAUUGUACAAGCAUAUCGUUUUCUUCAUACCACGAUCAAGACUGAUAAGUGAUCAAUUACCAUUUAUAAAAAAAAAAUAAAAAAACAAAUAAAAACAGAAUAAAAAUAUAUAUGCCCUCCUUUUAAACCAUUUCAAAAUAAUUUUCAUUGUGAUCUCAUACUAAAAAUUUUGUGUAUUACCUUCCCCUCUAUUCCUCUCUUCUAAAACUUAAAACUAAAAAUUAUAAAAUUGUUUUUCAAGUCGAGUAAAAAACUUUACGUGGCAAAAAAAUGUUCAUUCUUUAUCCGAUACAAGCGUGAAUCAAAAUUAAGUAGAAUUACUAGCAAGUAGAAUGAAAUGUCCAAAGAGAUAAUAUCAUAGAGCUGUACAGGCAUAGGAAAUACUUGACUGUAAUGAGAGAGGCGGGAAGAGACAGAAAUUGUAGGCGUAUAAGAGAAACGAAGACAGCUAUACGCGUCUACUUUAUCGGUCUCUCUACAGUUAAACAAACGCCCUUACUUUAUGUGUCCUGUCUCUACUGCGAUCAAUGGUAUUACCUCUAUGGAAUUAUCUCAAAAAUUUGUCUAACAAGAAUCGUUUACUUUAUAACCAAAAAAAAAAACCGAAAUAUUGAUACACUGUGUCACAUAAGUGACGAAACCCCAACAAAAAAAAGGGGUAAAUAAUUGAAAGUGUUUUGUUUGUUCAUU
This is a messenger RNA of Chrysoperla carnea, 1735 nucleotides long. RefSeq names its product GILT-like protein 2. The record is from RefSeq and is a predicted model, not a curated record. Gene Ontology annotation, molecular function: oxidoreductase activity, acting on a sulfur group of donors, disulfide as acceptor. The coding region runs from base 202 to 969 and encodes 255 amino acids. NCBI's taxonomy places the organism in Eukaryota, Metazoa, Arthropoda, Insecta, Neuroptera, Chrysopidae. The transcript is spliced from 4 exons.